Mercurialis annua (annual mercury) is the source of this 852-nucleotide messenger RNA. RefSeq lists its product as uncharacterized. Bases 496 to 720 code for a protein of 74 amino acids. The transcript has a single exon. The record is from RefSeq and is a predicted model, not a curated record. NCBI's taxonomy places the organism in Eukaryota, Viridiplantae, Streptophyta, Magnoliopsida, Malpighiales, Euphorbiaceae.
AAUUGAUCAGAAAGAGUAAAUAUAAUAUAUUUAAUUUCGAGAUACAACUUUGAGGGCCGAAUUUAUCAUUUAUUUGUUUUGAUUGUAAUUGGUUUUGCAAAUGGAUUAGCAUUUGAUGGUUUGGGUGAAUAUUUGUGGGCGGUAGCCGACAGGACAAACUCAUUAGUCAUUACCUGUUUCCUUUAGUUUUUAGUUUCAGUUUCAGCUUGUCGGUUCUCACCGACUAAACCGUCUGCUUGCUGCUUUUUUGGUUGUUUUCUUACUUAUCAAUUAAUCUAUAUAUUUAAUUAAUUAAAUUAGAUUAGACCCCCCUCGCUAAUACAAACUAUAUGAUAAACAUAAAGUUGAACUAACAAUUUGGCCACAUAAAAAUAAAAUAAUCCACGAAACACACACACCCCACCUGUCAGCCUUAUCCAAAAUUUCCCUCUUAUAAAUAACUUUGAUCUUCAAUUUUGAUACCAUUAUCAAAAUAGUAUAUCAUUUAACAUAGAAAUGGCCGAUAUUGCUAUGCUGGUUGCUGAAGAGUACGAAAGGAGAGUGAAGAAUUCAAGAAAUACGAGUCCUAAUGAAGAAGUGCUCAUCAGCUGGGCUUCUCGGCUUUCUUUUAUUUCUGAAAGUUCCAAGAUAAAAAGUGAAGAAGAUGGGAAUAGUAAAUGGGGUUUUGAGGCUAAGUCUGGAAUUGGUGCUGCUGCUUCUACUGCCUUCUUCUCUGCUUGAUUUACUUCAUUUUAUAGAUUUUCUUUGUCUAUAUUUUCUGCCUGUUCCGCUCCCAAAAUGGUCCAUCAUAUUGUAAAUAUUUUCAUCUCCUUUUCCUUCACUUUUAUGACACAUUUUAUUUCCUUUGUGAAA